Messenger RNA from Phragmites australis (common reed), 363 nucleotides. RefSeq lists its product as uncharacterized. Bases 1 to 363 code for a protein of 120 amino acids. Lineage: Eukaryota; Viridiplantae; Streptophyta; Magnoliopsida; Poales; Poaceae. The record is from RefSeq and is a predicted model, not a curated record. The transcript is spliced from 3 exons.
AUGGCUGACACCAAUGCCCUAGUCGUGUCACUCGCCACUAGGGAGAUGCAGCACCAGCACCCACUGAGCCAGAUCGCUGUGAGCGGGAUGCACCAGCUGCUGCUGAAGCAAUGGCUCAAGGAGGAGGACCUGCUCGCACGCCGUGUCGCGCAAGGAGAUCUGAACAAGGAGCCGGAGCGUGACACGGUUGCAGUUGAAGAUGACGCCCACCUCCCAGAUUUCUGCGAGUGUUGCGCUCUGCGGCACAUGUCUGGCACGGAGGUCGUCCUGGAGCAACUACCCGCGUGGGAGCAUGAGGAUGUGCUGCUCCUCGGCAAGUGUGUCACCGAGCUCAAGUGCAAGGGCUUCGAGUUCGACCUGUGA